CGAGUGCUGCCGUUGUCAGAGCAGUAGCCUCUGGCACAGCACGAUUGACCCAUCAAGAGCAAAAGGACUUGCAACAAUACGUACAGGGAGCACGCGCGAUCCUCCCGAACGGUCUCUCUGCUUCUCGCAUCCUCUGGUACAGACAUGAUGCUUUCAUUUCCGAGGUGGAUCAUCGACAUGGCUUAUCAACCCAUCUCUCAACACGCUCGUAUCGAAGCCAGGCUGUCUGAGAUACAGCAGCACAUUCUCGCCAGAUUUGGCGCUGCAUGUGACACUGGACUCGGUCGACCUUUGCCACUCAGUCCUCCACAACUUCGCUUCACCUCUGUUCAAAGCGCUCUGUAUCCGCGUCGAGCGCACAGUCCCGGCUUUCGCGCUCUGCGACAUGCAUUACAAGUCAGAUGCGUUCAUCUACACGACGCUUCUGACCUACAAUCGAUGCUUCAUGCCGCCCUCAAUCGACUCGUGCUCGCCAUUGCAGGAGACGCGUCAGCGGAGACAUGCUGAUCGCCCGACCGUCAGCGGCGUCAAGCGGCCUCGUGUGGAAAGCAGCAAUGGCCACAG
Molecule: messenger RNA, 564 nt
Organism: Mixia osmundae IAM 14324
Lineage: Eukaryota; Fungi; Basidiomycota; Mixiomycetes; Mixiales; Mixiaceae
Exons: 2
Coding region: 178-507 (109 amino acids)
Source: RefSeq, a predicted model, not a curated record